CACACUCUUUCUCAACCCUCACUCAACCACCAAAUAUCAACACCAUAUACAACGAUGCCUAGAGCCACCGCUCUCCUCCUUAUCAUAACCCUCAUCCUCUUCUCUUUUACCUUCUCCUCCACCUCUGCUCGACCAGAACCUGCAAUCGGCGCCACAACCACAACAAGAAACAAGGGUGUAGAGGUUGAAGAAGGUUGUGAAGGAGUCGGUGAAGAAGAGUGCUUGAUGAGAAGGACUCUUGUUGCUCACCUCGACUAUAUUUACACCCAAAAGAAGAACCCAUGAAAAAUUAGAAGAAUUAAAACUCCAUUUUCAUUCCGUUAUAUUCAUAUACACUGUGUGCGUAUAUAUGUUUAUGUACAUAUAUUUAAAGGGUUAUGAUAUAAGUUUUUCUUGUUCCAUUUCGAAAGCAUAUAGCUCUUGUUUUGAAAAAGAGCUUGGUGUGCUUAUAUAUACUACUAGCUAUCAAUAACAAGUGUCUUUUAAUUGUGAA
Molecule: messenger RNA, 493 nt
Organism: Cynara cardunculus var. scolymus (artichoke)
Lineage: Eukaryota; Viridiplantae; Streptophyta; Magnoliopsida; Asterales; Asteraceae
Product: phytosulfokines-like
Exons: 2
Coding region: 55-285 (76 amino acids)
Biological process (GO): cell population proliferation
Cellular component (GO): extracellular region
Molecular function (GO): growth factor activity
Source: RefSeq, a predicted model, not a curated record